GCCAAGCAACCAAACUUUACACAAGCAGUCAGUCACAGGUCUGUUUACGACCGCGAGUGUGUGCUGCUGUAUUUCUGACAAAUGAGUGAACGUGCUGGAGCUCAUUGUCUUCAGGUGCUGUGUUCACACCUGUGCUGCUGGGAGACUGAGCACCGCUGGGCACGAGGAGUCAAACACAGCAGUCCAGCACCCAUCAGGAAAUCCAGCAGCAAACACCUAACAGAGCAACUUCCAUCUCUGAGUGUUGUGGAUGUGUCUGAAUGGACUGGAUGGAUGAGAGCGGGUACAGAAAGGCCACGGGUCAGCGCUGAAACUGAGGAUGCUUCUCACUGCAAACAAAUAACACACACUCAGAAGAUCAAGAGGGCAGAUCUUUCAUUAGCAGAAUCCAUGAUGCCUGUGUCCAGCACAACCAAUGACAAACAAAACAAAAUAAAGUUAAACACAGUGGAGAUCAGUGCUGUGAGCAGCAGCUCGGAGUUUACUCAGCAUCCGGUGUUCAUGUGGAUCCCAAAUCUGCAGCAUCAGCCUCAGCGGAUACACACGCAGCAGUCUCCAUUUCCAAAGAUUGCUAUAAAAGAGUUAAUCUGCCUUCCAUCAUGUCAGCUGUCCAAGCCAUCCAAAGCGGCUGGCCUGCGGCAGAGGUGCACAGUUAAUAAAAGGAGAGCACACAGAUGCAGUAACUCUACACUAGAGGGCGCCGGAGGUUCACGCUGGGUGGGCAUUGCCUUUAAUCCCAUUCCAAAACCCAGCACACAUUCCCUGUCCCGCAGCUUUCCCUUCAGAGAUAGUGGACGAUUAAAUGGAAAACUGCCCAGUCUGAGCACGCAGCACCCAAAGCCCAAACACAGCAGCGGACACAGCUCAACAUUAAGCCUGAGUUUGGCCUCAGUGAAAUGCUGGAGAGGAAGCUGAGAAUGACCCGCUAGUAUGUUACAUAAUCAGUCUGCUCUGUGCUAUGAUUUAGAGCUCUUGUGUCUUGGAAGCAGAGGUUUUAAACUUUGACUAAUAAUAAAAUUAGUUUUACAUUGCUUGAA
Danio rerio (zebrafish) is the source of this 1037-nucleotide messenger RNA. Lineage: Eukaryota; Metazoa; Chordata; Actinopteri; Cypriniformes; Danionidae. The record is from RefSeq and is a predicted model, not a curated record.